AUGGGAGAGACAAGUGCAAUGCCAACUCCCAUGAUAUCAUCUCUUCAGCUGUUGACUACAAGUUCAGAAGAAUUUGAGAAUCCAAGACUAUAUAGAUCUGUUGUUGGAAGUCUUCAUUAUCUCAUAAUAACCACAUCAGACAUUUCCUUCGUUGUGAGCAAGGUUAGUCAGUUUAUGCAUAAACCCUUGCUUGCACAUUGGAAGGCUCUAAAGAGAGUUCUUCGGUAUCUUCGAGGCAUUAAGCAACAAGGAUUACUCUUUCAUAAGAAUACAGAAUUCAGAUUGUAUGGAUUUGCUGAUGCUGAUUGGGCAUCAAACCUUGAAGACUGCAGGAAGCAAAUCACUGUCAGUAGGAGCUCGACAGAGGCUGAAUUUCGAAGUCUUGCAGCGCAUGUAGCAAAGACAGUUUGGAUCAAGAACUUGUUGCUCGAAUUCAAAGUUCAACUUCAGACAUCUCCAACAAUUUUCUGUGACAACUUAAGCACUGUAAUUCCUCCAAUCCAGUGUUACAUGACAAAACUAAGCACUUCCAACUUGAUAUACAGUUUGUUCGAGACAAUAUCAAAAGCAAUGAACUAA
Molecule: messenger RNA, 579 nt
Organism: Arachis ipaensis
Lineage: Eukaryota; Viridiplantae; Streptophyta; Magnoliopsida; Fabales; Fabaceae
Source: RefSeq, a predicted model, not a curated record